AUGUCACUCCCCAAUGUAUGGCAUCUACGUCGGGUGGCCGAUACUGCCGCCAAAGCAUGCUUCGUUUGCUACAAGCCCUCCGCUAGUGUUCUGAUUACACCAGACAACAAGGACUUUUUCUAUGUCUGCCCUGUCCAUCUACAAGAUAGGCAUUUCUGCUCUCCUAUCGUGGACUCGGAGCAGGCGGCAGCCAAGGCAAAGCAGGAAGCAUUGGCGCGGGAAAUUGAGAUAGUGAAAAAGGAGUAUGAAGAGAAGCAGCGACGGAAGAAGGAAAAAGAGAAGGACAAGAAGACCGAUGAGGAGCCAAAGGAUUCAGACAAGAAAUCCAAGAAUUCCAAGAAAUCGGACAAGGAGGGCGACAGCGGCGCCAAGUCACUUGAGAAAGAAAGAGAUGAGAAGAUCGAAUCCCUCACCAAGUCCGCUUCGUCGUCCGCUACGGAUGACUCGCCUCGUAUUUUCGCUUUGCAUAAAAAUUUCUACCAGAUGCGCGUCGACAGACAGCGUAAUAUUGAAAUGGCCAAGCGGAAUCGUCAGCGCUUGCAAGAACCAUCUCUCUUCCCAUCUGUCCCGUCCGGCGAUCUUUGA
This is a messenger RNA of Aspergillus novofumigatus IBT 16806, 585 nucleotides long. RefSeq names its product AAA-ATPase Vps4-associated 1 family protein. Bases 1 to 585 code for a protein of 194 amino acids. The record is from RefSeq and is a predicted model, not a curated record. Gene Ontology annotation, cellular component: endosome. Gene Ontology annotation, biological process: vacuolar transport. Lineage: Eukaryota; Fungi; Ascomycota; Eurotiomycetes; Eurotiales; Aspergillaceae. The transcript is spliced from 4 exons.